AUGCAUUCUUGUAUUACCGCUUUUCUCUUCAUCCUCGCUACUCUAUCGUCUGCGCUGGAGGUCUCCAGCUCUCCCCGGCCAUCCAAUUCCCUACUCGCCCUACAAUCGUCUACCUCCCCGGCUUCCAUAUGCAUAGAACGGUUCACAACCUACUUCUAUGCGUCAUACAACUACGUAUUCUUCAACGACCCAGCCGAGCCAGAGUACAACUUCACUAUCGUGACGAGCCACGUGAAGUUCUAUCCCGCCACGCUGGCCAAGUGGCUGGAGGAGAGGGAGUUCGACGUCCUCACCAAGUCUCGCGCGACAGCUGACUGGCUAUGCGGCUGGCACAUCGAGAAACCGGUCGUCGUCGACGGCAGAAGACACGGCACAGUCGGCUGGAAGCGCAACCCGGCCUUCCUGAAUACCUCCUCGCUCCACGCCGGAGACGCCUCGUCACUCAAAGCCGCACCAAGACAGGUCAUCCCACCCUACACCAGUAUCAGGCCUCGCCACUUGACCCUCGAACGCGUCGAGGCCAUCCUCCGCGACAACACACCCUACGCCGACAUCUACUACUUCCGGUGCAUGAUGCUGGGCAUGGCAUGCGGCAUGAUCGCUGGCACGCUCGUGUGGUACGCGCUGAUGGGCUUCGCCGAGAUGCGACGACGGGACAAGAAGCUGAAGGCAGCCCGCAAGUCGGACGACAUCGAGCUCGACCAGAUCAAGGUGCACGACCUCUCUGGCGCGGGCAUGGAGCGCAUGGACGCCAAUCGAGAUGACGGCCUGGAGCUUAGGAUCGAGAUUGUCAAACCGACGUCGGAUCCUCCGUCUGGCAGCAGUGUCGCUGAUCCGCCGCCGGUUUACACGCUUGAUGGUGCUGGUCGUUUGCCGGUGCGGGCUCGAGAUAUGGUUUGA
This is a messenger RNA of Didymella exigua CBS 183.55, 900 nucleotides long. RefSeq lists its product as uncharacterized. The transcript has a single exon. Bases 1 to 900 code for a protein of 299 amino acids. NCBI's taxonomy places the organism in Eukaryota, Fungi, Ascomycota, Dothideomycetes, Pleosporales, Didymellaceae. The record is from RefSeq and is a predicted model, not a curated record.